AUGGCGAUAAGCUAUUGUUGGGCAGCAGCAGCAAUAGUACCAUGUGGCGGUGCCGAAGAUGUACUUCACACACAGCGUUACAAUGGAUGUGGGAGGCGCGACUGUGGGAGUCUCAACGGCUUCCACACUGCGGUGCAGAAGGGAAACGGAAGUCCCACUACACUAUAUUUCCAUAUAUUCAACAUGGCUAAAAUAGAUAUAAACGCGGCCCUCAGUCCGGGGCACCCCUUAAGUGGGGAGAGGGUGCGAAGAAUCCCCCCGUCCUUAGAAACUAGCAAAAUGCAAAUACAUAGAAAUAAAAUAAAAUUUGCUACAUGGAACGUACGUAGCCUAUACAUGGCAGGAAAACUCGCCAAUCUAGAUGCAGAAAUGCAUAGACUCCAGAUCAAGAUCUUGGGGCUAAGCGAGGUGCGAUGGCCAGGUACUGGGACUCACAGGACUAAAAAUGGUGUCCUCUACUACUCUGGUGGCGACGAUCCUAAACACCAGUAUGGCGUAGCUGUGUUCAUCUCCUCUGAACUGGAGAAAUCCGUAAUCGAUUUUAUUCCACUCGGGGAACGAGUGAUGCUUCUGAGACUGCUCACUACUCAUAGAGUUAUGAAUGUGAUUCAAGCGUAUGCUCCAACAGGGGACAAGUCUGAUGAGGUGGUUGAGGAUUUCUACUCUACUUUAGAAGAAGCCAUGAAAAUAACAAAACAAGGGGAGUUAACAAUUGUUCUUGGCGACUUCAAUGCCAAAAUCGGGAAGGGUGCUGAUGGCGAGGUUUGCGGUGACCAAGGCCUUGGAACACGCAAUACUAGAGGUGACCGCCUGGUACAAUUCUGUACAGAACACCGUCUCUCUGCUGCCAACACUUUUUUCAAACAGCAUCCUCGACGUCUGUAUACGUGGAAUUCCCCAGUCGAUCGUGAUGGCCAUAUAGUGAGAAAUCAAAUAGAUUUCGUCCUCAUCAAGAGUCAUCUAAUGAAGUUUGUUAAAUCAGCAACAACAUACCCUGGUGCAGACGUAAACAGUGACCAUAACCCCGUGGUGAUAAAUCUACAGCUUCGUUACUUCACUAGAGUCCAACGUCCAAAACAACCUAAGCGAAUCGAUGUCAAAAAACUCGUUGAUCCCGAUAUACGAGCUAAAGCAACCGAGAGUCUCGAAGCGCGUUUACAAACAAUAAACAAUUAUAAUGACGAAGACGUGGAGCCUCGGUGGACUGUUCUAAAAAAGGCUCUUUUAGACACCCAGGAGAUCGACAUCGGGUAUGUACAAGCCUCUAAAAAACAACAGUGGAUGACGGACAAGAUCCUUAAACUCAUGGAUGAGAGAAGAAAAUACAAAACCACAGACAUUAACCGAUACAGGGAGCUGAAUAGGGCGGUCAGAUCGGAAUGCCGGAAAGCAAAGGAGGGUUGGCUAGCUGAAAAGUGCAGUGAAAUGGAGGCACUACAAAAUAAGCACGACUCGUUUAAUCUCCACAAAAAGAUCAAGGAAUUCACAAACACACAACGCAAACAGAUCCGCGGUAUUCUGAAGGACACUAACAACAAGAUUUUAGUGAACGUUGAGGAAAAGAUAAAAAGAUGGAAGGAAUAUGUUGAGACUCUCUUCAAUGACGCACGACCCUAUCAACCACCUCUAGACCAUGAUCUCAACGAACCCAGUCCUGUUAUCACGAUAGAGGAAGUGAGACGUGCUAUAAAAAUUCAAAAAAAUGACAAGGCUGUGGGACCAGACCAGAUUUACGCGGAAACCUUGAAAUUGAUCGUCGAUGCAGAUGAUACAGGCCUGAAACUUCUUACAUCUUUAUUCAACUCAAUAUACGAAGCUUGCUAA
Cylas formicarius (sweet potato weevil) is the source of this 1824-nucleotide messenger RNA. RefSeq lists its product as uncharacterized. Lineage: Eukaryota; Metazoa; Arthropoda; Insecta; Coleoptera; Brentidae. Bases 1 to 1824 code for a protein of 607 amino acids. Gene Ontology annotation, biological process: chromatin remodeling. Gene Ontology annotation, cellular component: nucleus. Gene Ontology annotation, molecular function: catalytic activity. The transcript has a single exon. The record is from RefSeq and is a predicted model, not a curated record.